UGGCGUACAAAGUUAUUUUGGCAACUGAUAACGGUGAUUAAAAUGGAAAUUUAUCCACAUAGCAAACCAUUUUUUCUGCAAAAGUACCCUAAUUUGAGGGUACUCCAUAUAUGAUGAUAUUAAGAUCAAUGAUGGCUGCAGUACGGAAAGGGUCAUCAGGGGCCUUGGAGAGGGUGCCAUCAGCUGGUACCAGAAACAAACCUGUUGGUGCGCCCCUAAGAGCCAUUCACCCUAACAGCAGUCCAGUGUAUAAAACCCAGUCAGAGACAGCCAUCACUGCAGGACUUUCAAAAUUAACAAUAAAUGACAAUAAAAAUAGACCAUUACAAAAGAGAGUGUUGUCAGGUAAGGCAAGCUCGAAUGGUUUGGUUAAAAAUGUUGCAGAUGCAGCUGGAAGGUUACAGAUGGAAGCCGUAAAGAAUGUUGUUAUAGUAGCAGGAGCUGGAAUCAGUACCCCGAGUGGAAUACCAGACUUCAGGUCACCUGGUACAGGACUGUACGACAACUUGCAGCAGUAUAAUAUACCAUACCCAGAAGCCAUCUUUGAUAUAGACUACUUCUUCCUGAAUCCUCGACCGUUCUUCACCCUGGCAAAGGAGCUGUACCCGUCAGGAAAAUAUCGACCAAAUUACAUCCAUUACUUCGUCAAGCUGUUGUAUGAUAAAGGUCUACUUCUACGCAUGUAUACACAAAAUAUAGAUGGGCUUGAAAGAUUGGCGGGCGUGCCUGCAGAGAAACUUGUUGAGGCUCAUGGAACGUUUGCUACUGCAACAUGUACAACAUGUAGACAGAAGAUGGAGGGGUAUGAAAUAAAGGAGAAAAUAUUCACAGACAAACUUCCAAGGUGUCCAACCAGAGGAUGUGUGGGUAUUGUAAAACCAGAUAUUGUGUUCUUUGGUGAAGAUUUACCACGCAAGUUCUACAGUUAUAUGAAGGAUAUGUUACAAGCUGAUUUGGUUCUAGUCAUGGGAACUUCAUUAGAGGUUCAGCCGUUUGCUGGUAUAAUAGAUACAGUACGAUUUAAUGUACCAAGAAUUCUGUUCAACAGAGAAGCUGUUGGUCCCUUCAAAUACCAAAAGAGAACGCAAGAUGUUGUAGUCACUGGUGAUUUGAUAGACAACAUGGUGAAAUUUGCAACACAGGUUGGUUGGAAAGAAGACAUGGUUCAACUUAUAACUAAACAGGAAGGACAGUUUACUAUUGAGACAAGGAAACGUUUACCCCCUAAAGGGCCACCUAAACCAAAACCUGCCGUGGGAAAACAGCUAAACAAAAGUCCACCAACUCAGACAAACCAAACGAAAGUCAAUAACUAUACCCGUGGACCUGUGAGAGGACGGCCAACAUUUACUUUGUAUGACACGGACUCUUCAUCUACUGAAAGCUCAGAAAGUGAUAGUGAUGUCACUUCCUCUGACUCUUCAGAAGAGGAAAACAAAAAAGGUAGAUUCAGGGGACUUAAUCGUGGAAAACUUUUGAAUAAUAAUAAUUUAAGAAAUGGUGCUAAUAGAAAUAAUGGUGUUAGGAGUACCAGUGCGAAACUUGGUGAUACAAACAAUAAACGAGACUUGCAUACACAGAGAAACAUAAAAUCUGGAAAGUUUUCACCAGCUGGUAGCCUAACUGGAAGAAGUGUAAAGUCAGAAAGUGCAAUCAAUGCUACUCUUGCAAAAAGAAAACUGGAUAAUGCAAAAAAUGUAACAUCCACUUCAGAUAACAGAACUAACACUAAAGUUGAAAACGAUUCGCAACAGUCCAAAAAAGAUAUCCCCCCAGUCAUUGAGAAACAAAAAGUGCAGCAGGCUGAAAGAGAAAGGGUUCUCAAGAAGUAUGGUUUAGGGUCUCAGCCUGUCCUAAAUAAUUUGACCAAAAUUACAAAACAUUCAGUAGAUGCAAGUGUUUCUAAUGAUGGAGCUAUCACACCUGUAGAGAAAAAUGUGGUUACUGACAAUGGUGUGAAAAUGCCUGUUGAAAGAAAGGAAAAGCCAUUGAAAACUGUCAAAAGUGAUAGUGUAAUUGCAUGCUCAGGUUACUUUGUGGAAGACUUGGGUCUUAAGGAAAGUGUUAAAAACAACGCUGAAGAAGUGAAUGGAAAAGCAGUAUCAGAUGUAUCUGUAGGUGGAUGUAAAAAGCAGUUUGAAGAAUCCAUUAAAAUAGCAGAAAUGGAUGCAUACAUUUCAAAUGAAAUAGAAACUUUCAGAAAACAGAGAAAUGCUAAACAUAUUGAGAGUUUGGAACCUAGUAUAAAGGCAGAAGAAAGUGAACAAAUAAAAGUUCAUGAACAGAAUUCCUGGACAAGGGACACACCUACAGAAUCUAAAACACCACAUGCAUUUGACAGUAGGAAUAAAGACCUAGAACUGUGUUCGGAAAAGGAAAUAAUGAUCAAAGAUAUUGCAUCGAAGAAGGAUAAAACAUCAAAAGAUAAGGAUCUCCAAUUGUUAGAUAAUACAGACAAAGAUGCAGAACUGGAACCUGAAAACCCAAAAGUUGUAGAACAUAAUAAAUGGAAGAAAGAGAGCUCAGCAAGAGACAAGGUGUUGCAAUUGCUGGAUAGAAAAGUCAAAGGCCCUGUUGAAAUUGAUAGCUGUACAAGUUCGGCAGCGAGUAGAAAUGAAAAUAAGAAUGAUAAAGGUUCUAAAAUGUUGUCAGAAAAAGCUGCAAAAUCUUUUACAAAGUAUGCAAAGUUAGCUUCACACAAGAAAGGUGGUAAGAAACACAGCAAGAAACAUAGAAUAAGUCAGAAAGACAGACCUCCACCAGGAGCUAGACAGUCACCAGGAGCCAAAUCGCUCCUUGGUAAAACCCAGCUGAAAUCUAUUAACUCUCGCCCAUAUGGAUAUGCACACAGGCAGGCAAAUGUUGUCAAAGGCGUCGGCCCUUUUCACCGGACAAAUAAACGAACAUUAAACAGUGCCAUUGAACAGUGUCCUUCAAACAUGACACCACGAUCAGGUUCGGCAGAUUUACCGAAGAUAAGUUACCGACAUCAGAUUCAGCCGACUCCCACAUACGAUACUCGCAGUUUUGGUAUGAGAGACAAUCUGAUGGUUUGUCCAGACGUAGGAAACAAUAUUCCUGAAGAAUCUAGAUGAUGAUUGUAUUUAUUUAGAAAGAAUUAAUUUAUUUUUUACUUGGUAGUAGUAUGUAGAUAGCCAUUGAUGGAAUGUAAAAUGGUUUUUCAGUUACCAGAAUUACUUUUGACUAUGUCAGUUACCUAUGUCUAUUCAAGAUGUUCAAUCUGGUUUUCUACAUGUUAUGAACUUUAAAAAAAGAAAUAUGUGGAAUUAAUUUUUACCUCAGUUAAUUUUAAUAAUUAAUAUGUAUGACAUAGAUAUAUGAAUAAAUCUUGAAAUCUUGAGUAAAACCUAAAUUAGAGUAAUUGUCUGUAAACCUAAGAUGGAAUAAUUUAUUGUGUAAACCUUAAAUGGAAUAAUAUCGGGUAAAACAUUAUUGUAAAUGUGACGAAACAGGAUCAAGGAUGACCUACAUAUUCUCUUAAUUAACUGCAAGAAAAACAUUUUGAAAUACAACUUUAUGACAGGUCAACAGGUGGACUAAUUAAGGACCUUCCUAAGUACAUCAGUUUUCAUGUAUUUUGUUCAGUUAAAGAUUUUAGUGUAAUAAUAAUUGUCAAUUUUGGUUUUGCAGUUGUUUUUUUUUUUUCUGCAGCAUAUUUCUUUUGCCCCUAAUUAUGUUUUUUUUUGAACUUUGAAAAAUAUAAUAAUGUUAUAAAUAAUAGUCUUCCCCUAUCACUGUAGUAUUAUGUUAAUUAUUUCUGUGAUACUUUCUCUUAAUCUUGUUAUCUUGUUUAUAUUACUGUAAAAUCAGAACUAUUUGCAAGUGAAUAAUUUUAGCCAGUUGAAGGGAAAGGCAGCAUUGUUGUUGUUGUUAACUCUGUCUGCAGUGUCUUAUUAGAUAUUUAAGACAGUUAAAGAAUUUUUAAAAUCUACUUUCGACUUUCAAAAAAUGAAAUAAAUAUGAACGUUUUAAUGUUUAAUCAAAAUGCAGCCAUUUUGUUUCCAUGGCAACAUGACGUAAAAUGUAGGUAUAUUUAUUUUUAUUUUUAAAUAUUUAUUUGAACUGUAUGUUGUUAAAACUAUGAAAUAAUUUCUCAAAGUUUUCUAACUAGAACAAAGGAAAUUGCCAUACUUUCUCAUCGUAACGCCAAGAAAAUGUAUAAAUUAAAGUAUUUAGAAGGCUAUUUGCUAAAUAAAUACUUCAGCAAUAUGUAAGUGAUGUCACAAACACUAAAAUGGCUGCUUCCGUGGUUAGCCAAUUUUAAACUCACAUAUCUGUUUCAAAAUUUGUCCUAUUUUAGAAAUACUUUCAGCAUUAUGAUUGCUGGAUGCUUUCAUAUAAAUCUACUUAUGGGUAGAGAUUCCUUCCCCUUUAAGCAUUUAAAAUCAUAAAAUCAUUUUGCAAAAAUCAGUCUUUAGAAAACUAGGAUUUAAAUUAGUUAUAAGUGAAAAAUUAUUUUCGUGACAAGAGGAGUUAGAAUGUUUCUGCAUGUCACGAAUUUUUCGUCAUGCCAAAGUAUUAUAUUACAGAACAUUGUUAAUUUAAGCUUUAGCAUGCUGGCGGCAAGUGAUUCUGCCUUUGCGACCAGUGCAGACCAAGAUCAGCCUUCACAUCCAUGCAGGCUGAUCAUGGUCUGCACUGUUCGCUAUUCAGGCAGUAAAUUUUUAGUAAACACCCCUUCAGAUGAUAAAUGGUACUGCCCAAAUUGGAAGAUGGACCAGUCCAUUAUAGAAAUUUAGCAGGCUAAGGGUUAAGCAGUUUGUUUCUAUUCAACAUCAUUGAUCUUGCAGCACUAAUAUUUAUACUCGGUGUUGUGUAACAAUAGUCUCUCGUGCUGAAAGGCUUGUAAGAUGCAUUAUUCAAACAGCAUUUAGCAAAACAACAUAGGUUUAUUUUAUACUUCAUUUUUCGUACAUGGAGUAUGUAUAGUUACCUCCAUUACCUAGCAUUACCUCAUUUAGUUUAUUUUAUUUUUGUGAAUAUAGCAUGUACUGAAAAGCACUUGCUUAAGAAAUUAGACAAAAUUUAUGUGUUCUGUUUUGGCUGUAAAAAGAUGUGUAGAUUACCUGUAUGUACCUUUUACAUGAAAAAAGGGCAACCUUUUAUGCUUCCUUUAUAAAUAUGAGCCGUGCCAUGAGAAAACCAACAUAGUGGG
This is a messenger RNA of Mercenaria mercenaria, 5176 nucleotides long. RefSeq lists its product as uncharacterized. The record is from RefSeq and is a predicted model, not a curated record. Gene Ontology annotation, molecular function: NAD+ binding. The coding region runs from base 111 to 3095 and encodes 994 amino acids. Lineage: Eukaryota; Metazoa; Mollusca; Bivalvia; Venerida; Veneridae. The transcript is spliced from 11 exons.